CCGCGAGUUCCCCUGCAGAAUUUCUUCUUCUCUGCCGUCGGCUUUUCUCCCCCUGCUAGGCUCGGUUUUGCUUGCUAAAUUCUGGUUUCCGAUCGUUCUGUUAGUUAGCAUUGAGAUUGAAUCUUCAGUUUAUGCGAGUGAGGUAAGUAAAUUAUGGUAAAGCCCUUUGAUUUUAAAGCAUAUUUUAAACUGUUUUUGAGAUGGUGGCAAGGUUUAAAUUGAUUUUAUCAGCAUCUGAGUGUGAGUAAAUUGAAAUGAAAAUUUGAUUGAUUUUCAUGAGAAUUUCCUCGUUUUUCUGAAAUUGAGUAUGAUUGGAAUGAAAAUGAGGAUUUUAUUGAUUUUCUGGAAAUGAGCAUGAUUGAGAAAUGAAAAUGAGAAUUUCAUUGUUUUUCUUGAAUAGAGCAUGCCUAUUUGGGAAUUGACUGAACUACUUUGAUGAACUGAGAAUUUUGUAAAUGUUGAGUUUUCUGUUAAAUCCAUGCCUGCAUGGAAAUUUUCCGGUUUGUUCUAAAAUUCAGGAUUGAUUGUGAAAUUCGGGUUUUUUUGUAAAUCCUGCAUGGUUUUGUCUCGGAUAUAGUUAUGAUU
This is a messenger RNA of Rubroshorea leprosula, 585 nucleotides long. The record is from the annotation of a GenBank genome assembly. Lineage: Eukaryota; Viridiplantae; Streptophyta; Magnoliopsida; Malvales; Dipterocarpaceae.